Molecule: messenger RNA, 4387 nt
Organism: Cydia amplana
Lineage: Eukaryota; Metazoa; Arthropoda; Insecta; Lepidoptera; Tortricidae
Exons: 23
Coding region: 125-4381 (1418 amino acids)
Biological process (GO): mitotic chromosome condensation; meiotic chromosome condensation
Cellular component (GO): condensed chromosome, centromeric region; condensin complex
Molecular function (GO): histone binding
Source: RefSeq, a predicted model, not a curated record
GUCAAUAAACAACGCAAACGCGCGUUUUGUAAAGCCGCUGUUUAAACAACGUUCACCUCAUUUUAGUAUUAAUUAUAAUGAUUAUGACUUGAAGUCGGAGUACAGUGUAUUAAAAACUACAAAAAUGAUAAGAGUCACUCACAAACUGGACUAUUUACGGCUAGCCGAGCUCGACAAUGGUUGGGUGGAAGCUAUCUACUUUUCAGAGUUCCUCGAGUUUGGAGAGUUUCCUGAACAAUAUGCACUCAUUCUGGAGAAUGUGGAGAUUCGGUCAGUUUUUCGUAAAAUUAUGUCAGCCGUGGACGAAUGGCUCAGGGACUCUAGCACUGAAGAAGAGAAAUCAUGGGCUUUGUUAUCACGUGAAGUGAACCCUCGGAAGUUGCUAGCAUUUUUAGCAUAUUACAUUGAUAAUGGGAGUAAGAAUAUUAUGUCUCACGAACACCGGAACACUGCUCUGCUGGCUGCGCGUGUGUACUUCAAGAUGCUGUCUAUCCCAGGGUACAAGGCCUAUCACAUUUAUCAUUCCCAACUGUUUGCACAGUCCUUAGGAUGCCUUGGUUAUCCGAAAAUAAUUUGCGAAAAUGAGGACAACUAUUUCAACUUGAAGCAAUUGACCCGGGAGGUGAAUUCUGUGAUUAAAGAAGUAGCAUCAUUUGUGAAAGCUCUUAGAGCGGUCAUUGAAGCCCUGCAUUUGAACCCAACUGACAUGAAUUUUGAAGAUAUUCUGAGUAACCUGGUGGAGUUUACUGGUGGUGCUAUUGUCAACAAACUUGAUAUAGACAAAAUAGAACUGGCCAACAUUUCCCAAGUAAUUUACGAGAUGAUAGAUAUACUCUUGUGCGACUCGAACGGGGAUCCUAAACCUGACGCCAUCCAGCUGUUGUUUAAAUGUCUGCUGCCAAAACUAGUAGCCGCCUCCGUUGACAACAAAAGUGCCAAUAACUUAGUCAGAGCAUCAUAUGUGACUUACUCGGGUUUGAUACUGACCAAGUAUGGCAACUCAGCCCUCUCCGCGUUCAUCACUCUUCUACAGCAUCUCUGCUAUACCUGCGAUGGUUUGGAGCGUGCAGAAGUCCGGUCAGCCCGCGUGUCCCUAGUGAUUGGUCUGAUGAGUAUUCUGCCUCAGAAGUCGUACCGCUUCAUCGUCCGCUGGAUCCUCAAGUUGUCCAACACAGCCAAAGUGUCGCAUCGGCAAAUUUCCCUGGAAUUGAUUGGGCAGUUGUUAAACAACGAUCCAGAAGAAUCUGUCGCACCUCCGCCUCCGACAGAGCCACCAGCAGCUGUAUCAUCGGAAAAUCAAGACUCUGUCGAUCCAUCGUCAAACCCACCAGAAAACGCUGACACUACCGCCGCUCCAUCUAAUAAUCAAGAAGAUUCAGAGAAACAAAACAUAACAGCAACAAACGUUCAGACCUCCACACCUUUGCCGAACUGUUACGUUGUUUUAUCAAGGUCUCCUGCCAUUGAAAAUGCAACAAAAACAGUUCACUAUGACCCUACUCCAGGACCAUCUUGUUCUCAAAAUAUUGCACCGAUUGAUGACCCAAUGUCAGGCGAUCCCACUCCCGGACCGUCUGGUACUCAAAAUACUGCACCAAUAAGCCCAGUACCAGGUCCAUUGGGCUUUCAAAUCAAUGAGUCAUCUCAAAGCACUGACUCGAUAGGACCAGAGGUUUUUGACUCUGGGAUACAAGAUCCUACAACGGGUCUUGACACCGAGUGUGAUGAUUACAUUAUGUCUUUACUUAACAACGAGAAUCUGCCAGAUCUGCCCGGGCCUAUAGAGCUUGGUGAUAUAGAUCUCCAAUUUGCUAUGUUUAACGAACUUAACAAUCAAAUUAAUGAAGCUAAUCAGGUUGAACCGGCUACGCCUGUCAAAGAUGUGACUGUUGAAUUGGCUACGUCUGCCAAAGAGGUGACAGUUGAACCGGCCACGCCUGUGAAAGAGGAUCCACCGAUUGAGGCUACUCCGCAAAAGAAAAAGAGCAAGAGUAAAAAAGGUCGAGCGCCCUCUCUCUCUAAGGCCCCGGAACCCGUGCCGAUGGAUGAUGAGAGCAGCCAAGAACAUAAUCCUGACAUAAUAGCCGAGGAUGACAUCGCAGGCCUGCUCCGCCAGCGCCCGCACACCGUACCCCACGCCGAGCUAUUGCGAGCCGUGUAUGACCGCGUCAACGACGUCUCAAGUACGCUCCGAACGCGCGCGCUCGCGUUGCUUAGCGACUGUCUUGCGAGCGCACGCUCGCCGCUUCGACAAGCGGUUUCAGAGCUGAACGGAUCCGGCGCGGUGUCCCGCCUCAUGGUGGUGGCGGCGCGCUGCGUGAGCGACGAGCGCGCCGCCGUGCGCAAGGCGGCCGUCUCGCUCGUGCACCGAGAACUCGGCGACGGACCGCCGCCGCAGCCUAACGACCUUGGGAUCAUAGUGAGCUUGUGCCGCGACGCGAGUAUAAUCGUCCGUUCGGCGGCCAUCGCUUCGCUCGGCGAGAUAGUAGUGAAACGACCGAGCGACGACGUGUUUGACGCGUUCCUCGCGGGGCCCAUGCAUCAGAUGAGCGACCCCGAGACCAAGGUGCAAGAGCUAGUAGUAAACCUGAUGCAGCAAGUAGCCUUCGACCGCCUCCAAAAACAGACAUCUUUAGCAGCCGAGAGCCCACUCCCGUGGCAGUUCCUGGCGGCCAUUACGAGGCAUAAUAUGAGGCGGCACCUGCAGAAGGCGUGCGCGCUGCUCGCUAAGACUUCCAAGUGCAUUAACCACCGCGUCGUGGACGCAGUCAGCACGCACCUAGGCGUUCAGGGCGACGAACGCGACCUGCAAUGCCUAGUGCUUCUAACGAGCAUCGCGCGACUUGUCGACUAUUCUGAUGUCACCUUCAUACUAGACUACUACUACAACCUGGUUGAUAACACGCAGGGUCGUGACCAGCGCCUGAAACCGCUGACUUUAGAACUCCUAACUCUGUGGUCGCGCUACCUAACACCGGCCGCUCGCACGGCGCUGCGGGAACACCUCGCCGCGCGCCUCGCCACCGACUCGGGAGAGGACGGUUGCCGGAUACCCAGUGCUACGCUUGCCGCACAUUUGGACCCUACCAACUUGCAGUGGGCUAACGAAUUACUACAACUGUCGGAGAAGCGAGCCCUGAGCGGCGGCGGCGUGUCGGAGUGGGUGCGCGCCGCCGACCUGUCGCUGGUGGCGCCCGCGCCGCCCUCGCCCGCGCUGCUCAACCUGUUCCUCGCCGCGCUGCAGGACCCGCCGCCAGAGUGGACGGCUGCGUGUCACGGCGCCGCGGUGGCGGGCUUGGGGCGGCUGUGCGUGCGCUCGCGCGCCGCCGCCGCCGCCGCCGCGCCCGCGCUGGCCGCCAUCUUGCACUCCUCCGCGCACGCGCUGCAGGCCCGGGUCAACGCGCUGCUCGCUCUCGCCGACAUUUGCGUCAGAUACACCAACAUAGUGGAGCCGUUGCUAGGCAACGUGUCGAUGUGCCUCAACGUGUCGGCCCCGGCGGCGCUGCGGCGCUCCGCGGCGCGCUCGCUCACGCGACUCCUCUUGGCCGGGUUCCUGCGGCUGCGGCCGCCGCUCUACUACCGGUACUGCGCAUUGCUGGCGGACUCCGACGCCGACGUGCGCGAACCGGCCGAGUACUACCUGACGAGCUGCCUCACGUCCGACGCCAUCUACCACCACUUCGUCGACUGCAUCAAGCACUACAACAGCUCCCGAUCAGAGAGUAUAUCGUUCGACGCGCGCCAGCUAAUCUACGACGUGAUGCUGCAGCGAUUCUCCAUCGUCCAGAAGCUGAACGUUCAAUGUCGACUAGCUCGAGAGGUGCUCGAGAACGCGGCUGAGUGGAUCGAGGAGAACGGUGAGGAGAACAAGCCGGGAGGGCCGACGUUCGAGCCGGACAUGGCCGCCACGUUGCUCGACACCAUCACGCUGCUCUGCGGGGCCCGCAUGAAGCUGCCCAAAAAACCUGAUAAGACUGGUGACGUAGCGGACAUAGACGACCUUCAGGAGAGAGUCACCACCAACAUUGUGUCGCAUAAAAUGAAGCGCACCGUAGCCGAGGUGCUGGUGCCCGCCGUACUCCGCCUCCACGCCAAGGUGAAGUACGGACAGAUCUCCACCUACCUCGUGCGCAUCGCCAACGAGCUGCUCGUCGACUACCGGCAGGAGAUCGAGGAGCUGAUCGAGAACGACGAAACUCUAGUCGAGCGCAUGAAGACGUUCCAGGACCUGAUCGGAGUGGACAAGAUGCCGGUGUUCGGCAACACCCGCAACCUGGUCACCACGUCGGCGCCGCCCGAGCCCGACACGCCGCGCGCGCCGCGCCGCCGCGUCGCCAGCCGCGCCCAAGGCCCGCCGCGCAAGCGCGCGCUCAGGAUAUGACCCCGU